Molecule: messenger RNA, 1553 nt
Organism: Caenorhabditis sp. 36 PRJEB53466
Lineage: Eukaryota; Metazoa; Nematoda; Chromadorea; Rhabditida; Rhabditidae
Source: the annotation of a GenBank genome assembly
AUGUUGCCCGCUUGCGAAAUAUGCGGACUUUCAGCGCACGGCAAUCAUUUCGGUGUGCUCAGUUGUCGAGCCUGCGCCGCGUUUUUCCGGUAACACUCUUUUGCUCUCGCUUUAUCAGGCAAACAAUAUACAUAUAGCGUUUUUAGACGUGCCGCCGCGAACCCAUCGAAGGCAAACAAUGUGAGCUGUGCGCAUGGACCGUGUACAAUUUACGAAAAUGGUCAUUUUUCGUGUAAAAAGUGUCGGCUAAAGCGGUGUUUGGACCGCGGAAUGGAUCCAUCGAGUGAGUUUUUAUUAGCUUUUUUUUUGUAUGGUUUGGAAGUCGAACUUGUGCUUGUGCACAUUUAGAAAUCAAUGAAACAACCAGUGUUCAUUCAAAUUGAUGUAUCUCAGCGGUUCGUAGAGAUAUCGAAAAGUUGUCAACUAAUAAAUUGUUUACCAUAACAUGUUGUACAUUUGAUCAGUUGACAACGUGUUGAUAUCUCUACGGACAGCUGAGAUAAUGAUCAUUUUUCAGAAUUCCAACUGGACCGUGACCUCAUCUCCUCUUCCGUCUCCCCACAACUCCGUGCUCGCCAAAAAACGCUCGUCAUCCCCCAAACCCUGGCCACUUUUCUCGGCCGCCCGAGUUUUCUGAUUUUCUGCGAUCCGGAAGCCGUCGGAACGAUCAAAACAGUCGUGGAUUGCACGUAUCUAAUCGAUAAAGCGACGGAGAUUCUGAAAGCCGGACAGAAAAGUUGCAAGCCGUACGGAACGGAGAUGAGCAGUCUGGAGAAGAUCUCGGCGAGCUUCGAGUCAUUGCGAUUGGGCACCUCUUCGGAGCCUCACUUCAUCAGGCACCUGGGAAAAGAGCACACAGUUUUGUUUUGGGAGCAAGAAUUCCUGAACACGGCGGAUUGGCUCACCAACUUUGACGAGUUCAACACACUUCCGUUGCCGAUCCGCGUGGACAUCCUCAAGGGGAUCUGGACGGCCUGGGCGAAACUGGACAAACUCGCCAAGACGGCCGAGUACCGCCGCAAGAAGGUGUUCAUGAGCGAUCGGAUGUGGAUGGUCGGCGACGACGCGUGUUUGGACGCCGAGAAGACCGACGUGGAUGUGUCGUGGUUCACCGAUUAUAGCAGGGAACAGCUGUCACUGUGAGUGGGCCUCAUUGUGAGGUGACGUGGCUGAACGCAUUCAAUUUCAGCUUUAUGAACUGCUACUUCAACGCGAACUAUCAGCAAAUAGUCGAGGAGCUGAUGGACUUUCAGCCAACGUCCACAGAACUCAACUUUAUGCUCCUCCAACUGUGUCUCCAGCAAGCAGCAAAACGGCUCGACGGUGACGUGGCAAACGAAAUGGACCGUUUACAAGAUGUGAUCUCAAAUCAACUGCACAAUUAUUAUGUGAGAGCGAGAAGUAUGCCGAACUAUUCGGGACGGGUCACCCGCAUGAUGAAAAUCAACAAUCUGAUGCGGAGAGAUCUUUGGGAGCAGAACGAGAAGAAACAGUUGGCGAUGGUGUUCAAUGUGUUCAGUUUGACGUUCUCGCAUCCGGAAAUGAUGUGCUAG